This is a messenger RNA of Chenopodium quinoa (quinoa), 351 nucleotides long. RefSeq lists its product as uncharacterized. The transcript has a single exon. Lineage: Eukaryota; Viridiplantae; Streptophyta; Magnoliopsida; Caryophyllales; Amaranthaceae. The coding region runs from base 1 to 351 and encodes 116 amino acids. The record is from RefSeq and is a predicted model, not a curated record.
AUGCCACCCAAGUUGAAAGACCCCGGAAACUUCUCCAUCCCUUGUGCUAUUAAUAAGAUGCAAAUUGAUAAUGCCUUAUAUGACUUAGGAGCUAGUGUAAGCCUAAUGCCAUAUUCGGUUUAUCAAAGAUUUGAAAUAGGGGAACUCUUACCUUCUAACAUUACCUUGCAACUAGCCGAUAGGUCAAUCAAGUUUCCAAAAGGUAAAGUGGUAGAUGUUCCAUUGAGGGUUGGGAACUUUGUGUUCCCGGUGGAUUUUGUUGUUCUAGAAAUGGAUGAAGAUGAUACCAUUCCUAUCAUUCUAGGUAGACCCUUUCUUGCUCUUGGGUGCUAUGAUAGAUGUCAAGUGUGA